Medicago truncatula (barrel medic) is the source of this 789-nucleotide messenger RNA. RefSeq names its product auxin-responsive protein SAUR32. NCBI's taxonomy places the organism in Eukaryota, Viridiplantae, Streptophyta, Magnoliopsida, Fabales, Fabaceae. The record is from RefSeq and is a predicted model, not a curated record. Bases 262 to 579 code for a protein of 105 amino acids. Gene Ontology annotation, biological process: response to auxin. The transcript has a single exon.
CGUAUAUAUCCCCACAAAGUCUUUUGCGUUUGAAUUGCGUUUCCCAUGUUUUUGUUUUUGUCUGAGUUAGUAUGAGAUCAACCAUGUACUACUGCAUGUACUUUCCAACUCCCUUAAAUCCGUGGCUCUAUUACUUUGUUUUCUUUUGAGAUUUUCUACAUAAACCCACUCAACUCAACACACACACAAAACUUGUCUCUCUCUUUUCUUUUCUUUUCUUUUCUUUUUUUGUGUUUUUGUUUCUGGUAAUUUGUUGCAGAGAUGGGAAGUGGUGAGAGAAGUUUCAAAGGAUUUCUUCUGCAUGGGAAGAAGCAAGAGUUCAGAGGUGUACCAAAAGGGUGUCUUGCAAUCAAGGUUGGUCAAGGAGAAGAUCAACAAAGGUUCGUGGUUCCAGUGAUUUACUUCAAUCACCCACUCUUCAUGCAGCUUCUCAAAGAGGCAGAAGAAGAAUAUGGUUUUGAUCAUAAAGGAGCCAUAACUAUCCCUUGUCGUGUUGAGGAGUUCAGAAACAUAAGAGGUUUGAUUGAUAGGGAAAAGUCUCUUCAUCACAAUCAUCAUGUUGGAUGCUUUGGUUUCUGAGAAUAUCUGAACUGAUCAACCAUGAUGGUGCUGUUGUAAAUCCUUCUUAGUUCUUCUUCUUACUUUUCUUCCUUUGUUAGUUGAGUGGUGAUGUUAGAGAUGAGAUGAUGAUGACGACACAAUGUUAAUUACUUGUUCUAAUUUUGUUAGAAAAUCGUAAUAAUAAUGAAAGAAAGAAAAUCGUAAUGAAUCUUUUCUUUUUCCUUUUAA